Microthlaspi erraticum is the source of this 936-nucleotide messenger RNA. The record is from the annotation of a GenBank genome assembly. NCBI's taxonomy places the organism in Eukaryota, Viridiplantae, Streptophyta, Magnoliopsida, Brassicales, Brassicaceae.
AUGACUGAACUCAAGAACAUGAUGGCUCAAGUUCUUAAGGGACAGCUCAAGCAUAUCAAUGCAAUAGAAGGGAUGAGUGAUGCUAAUGAAGAUUCAUCAAGAGAAUGCAUGGGAGACUUCUCUAAUGAAGCCAAUGAAGAAGAUGUGAACUACAUUGGAAACUAUGGGAACAAGGGAUACAAUCGAAGCUAUCGCCCAAACCCCAACAUGUCUUAUAGAAACCCCAAUGUGGAGAAUCCUCAUUGGAUUAAGAGUUCUAAAAAUACAUCAUACGCCUAUGGUUCCCACGAUCUGCAGUUCGCUAAUCUUCUUCGCCAUCAUUUGAUCCAAGAGUCCAGCGAGCGCUUCAUCGCUGUAAAGGAAGCAGCUGGAGAGCUUGUAGCAGAGGAGGAGCAGCUUGAACCUGAGGAAGCUUUGGAAGCCUUGGCCUUACCAACUGGUCCCAUCACAAGGUCCCAGACUAAGAUGCUCAACCAAGACAUUGGAAGAGUACUUAGCCGUUUGAGUCGGCAUGAUCAGGAGCUUAAACAUUCCACUUUGCCAUUCAAUCCAUUCCCAUCUAUCCCUUUCAUCGAUCCAUUCAUCACUUCAUCAUCUCAAUCCAUUCCGCCAAGUUCUCUGGUUCCUUUCAUUCCAUCAUCAUCAUUCAACCUCUACUUGCUUCAAAGUGCCGAUCCUCAACAAGGGGUCUAUCAAGUGGUCUUUUGGAGCAUUCUGGAGCAUAUGGGACAAGGAGCAUGGAGGGACUUGGCACAUGGAAGCAGCUCAACUGGAUACGCAAAGGAAGAAGGGAGAAGCCAUCUUGAAGACCAGCUCGACCGUCUACUCGACCAACCGGUCGAGUUCCUCAACUCGACCGGCCAAGCUUCAACUCGAUCGAGCUGGAAGUCAAAGUCAAACCCGAAAAAUGUUGCUUCCCCCUUGACUUUCCUUUGA